AUGUCUUCUGAAGCAUUUGUAACAUUAGCCACAAAUGAUGGCUAUGCACUUGGAGCUCUUGUUGUUGCUCAAUCUCUACGAAAAGUUGGAACACAACGACAAUUAGUCGUUAUGAUAUCAAGAAAUAUAUCUAAUAUAAUCAGACAAACAUUAGAAACAAGUUUUGAUGAAAUUGUUGUUGUUGAAGAAUUAAAUUCACAUGAUGAAGAACAUUUACGUUUAUUAUCUCGACCUGAACUUGGUGUUACAUUUACAAAAAUAAAUUGUUGGCUAUUAGAAAAAUAUUCCAAAUGUGUUUUUCUUGAUGCUGAUGUUGUUGUUUUACAAAAUAUAGAUGAUUUAUUUGAACGCGAAGAAAUAUCAGCAGCACCUGAUGCUGGUUGGCCUGAUUGUUUUAAUUCCGGUGUUUUUGUUUAUAAACCAUCUAAAGAAACUUUUACAAAAUUACUUCAAUUUGCCAAUCAACAAGAUGCUUCAUUUGAUGGCGGUGAUCAAGGUCUUUUGAAUGCAUUCUUUUCAAAUUGGCGUUCAGCGGAUAUAUCUCGACAUUUACCAUUUACUUAUAAUGUAACAUCAAAUACAUUUUAUUCUUAUGUUCCAGCUGUAACACAAUUUCGUAAUGAUAUUCGUGUUGUUCAUUUUGCCGGUGCAUUAAAACCAUGGCAACUAACAUAUAAUCCACAAAAUGAACAAUUAUCAGGAAAUCUCGGUGGUCAACAAACUAUUCAAAGAGAAUUUCUUCUUGCAUGGUGGAAAAUUAUGUAUGAACGUGUUUGGCCACAAUUAUCCAAACAUAAUCAGUCUAAUAUUUCAGUGAUGACUAAAUCUCCUUCAAUAAAAUUAAAUUUCAAUAAAGAAAAAAGUUUUAUUUAUAAAAAUCGAAGUUUAUCAUAUCCAUCAAUAAUUGAUGAUUUAUUCAAUGAUAUAUCAAUACGAGAAAAUCUUAAAAGAAAAUAUUCUGCAGAUAAAAUUCUUCCAAAAUCAGGAAUAUUUCAUCUAAAACAAGGUCAAAUAAAACCUUUUUAUAAAAUUCAACCAAAAUCAAUUCCUAAUGAUUCAUUUUCUUCUCUAAAUCAACAACAACAUAAAUUACCAUCGGAAAAAAUUCUUUCAUUAUUUUCAAAAAAAACAAAUUCGAUGAAUCAAUUACAUGGUGGAUUUACUGGUUCAUUAUUAAAUUAUGGUUCAUUAACAAAUGAACAAGGUGUUCAAGCUGGUUCUGCUGCUCAUCGUCGAGCAUGGGAAUCUGGACAUGUUGAUUAUCAUGGAAGAGAUUCAUUUACUAAUAUUCAAGAACAAUUACAAAAAAAUCUCGGUCAACAACAACAACCAUAUCAUCCAUCUCAACAAAGACAAGUAACACCACCUAAAUCAACACCUGCCUCUGCUAAUACAACUCAACAGCAACAACAACCUACAGGUGAAACAACAUCAUCGAAUACUGGUGCUUCAGGAGUAUUGAAAACAACAACAACAACAACGGUUGAAACUCAAGAGAAGAAAUAG
Molecule: messenger RNA, 1506 nt
Organism: Adineta steineri
Lineage: Eukaryota; Metazoa; Rotifera; Eurotatoria; Adinetida; Adinetidae
Source: the annotation of a GenBank genome assembly